AUGCUCCAGCAUUUUUCAUUACAUUUCCGUUUUUUUAUAUUGAUCAGAAAUAAUGCUGCCUCCAAUCCUCCAUGUUUACAAACAACCUCUAGUGCCCUUUCCGAACACCCUGAGUACGAUUUAAAUGUAAAAACUAAAUAG
Molecule: messenger RNA, 141 nt
Organism: Cavenderia fasciculata
Lineage: Eukaryota; Evosea; Eumycetozoa; Acytosteliales; Cavenderiaceae
Exons: 1
Coding region: 1-141 (46 amino acids)
Source: RefSeq, a predicted model, not a curated record